Juglans microcarpa x Juglans regia is the source of this 806-nucleotide messenger RNA. RefSeq names its product kiwellin-1-like. The record is from RefSeq and is a predicted model, not a curated record. The transcript has a single exon. The coding region runs from base 147 to 716 and encodes 189 amino acids. Lineage: Eukaryota; Viridiplantae; Streptophyta; Magnoliopsida; Fagales; Juglandaceae.
CUUAUUGCUAAUUUCGUCCAAAGUAGUAUUCUGAUCAGAGGCAUGUAUGCUCUAACAACUCUGAGUAUAUAUACCUACUUAAAUUGCAUCUAUGCAUCAAACAUUCAACAUAAGAACAUACGUAGAGGGAAAGAGAGACUGAGAGAAUGAGGAACUUCUUGUGUUCAAAAGCAUCUUUUCUCCUACUAUUCAUUCUUCUAUUGACAAACUGUUUUGACAUUGAAGCUCAGAAAUGUCGUCCAAGCGGCAGGAUCAGGGGAAAGAAGUCCCCUUCUGCACAUUGCAACACAGAGAAUGAUUCUGUUUGUUGUGUUCGAGGCAAGAUGUACACAACUUACCGAUGUUCACCAUCUGUUUCUAGUAACACCAAGGCCUAUCUCACCCUCAACAGCUUCGAACAUGGAGGAGAUGGUGGUGGUCCAUCGGAAUGUGACAACCAGUACCACUCUGAUGACACACCUGUGGUGGCACUGUCUACGGGAUGGUUCAACAACAAGAGCAGGUGUCUUAACAAUAUCACCAUAAGCGCCAAUGGGCGAAACGUGUUGGCCAUGGUGGUGGACGAGUGUGACUCAACAAUGGGGUGUGAUGCAGACCAUGAUUAUCAACCUCCAUGUCCCAACAACAUUGUUGAUGCCUCCAAGGCUGUGUGGGAAGCUUUAGGUGUAUCUCGUGAAGAAUGGGGUGGUUUGGAUAUUACAUGGUCCGAUUCUUAAGUUUCAAGUGCAUUGGUUGUAUCAUAAAAAAAAACUUAGUCUACUUUGUUGUUGCUGUUUUUCUGGGGUGGAAUGCAUCACUUUAAAUUG